Messenger RNA from Rotaria socialis, 522 nucleotides. NCBI's taxonomy places the organism in Eukaryota, Metazoa, Rotifera, Eurotatoria, Philodinida, Philodinidae. The record is from the annotation of a GenBank genome assembly.
AUGAAUACUUCUAAUGCGGCACCUAGCUAUAUGACUCCUGGUCAUAUGCAACAUGUUAAUUAUGGCCAACAACCACCUGCAUCUGAAGAUUUUAUUGAUAAAGCCUAUGUUACAUCAAUUCGUAGCAUUCUUAAAUUUGCUUGUUUGUUAUUUAGUUUUAUUGCAUUUGUUUGCGUGGCAGCAACACCACAAUGUAAUGGCAAUCAAAUCUUUUUGGCUUCGGUUGCGUGGCUUGUUAUUAUAAUGCAAGUUACAAUAAUAAUUGUGUUCGUUUUUCGACUUAAAAGAAAAUUCACUGGGAUUGAUUUUGACUUUUUGGAUUUUUUUGCAACAGCGCAUGAUGCAAUUUAUCUUUUGGUUUCAUCAAGUGUAACGAUUCAUUAUUGUCGAAAUCCUGGACAAGUUGCGGGUGGUGUAAUGGGAAUAUUUGCGUUUGUAUGUUUGGCUGGUGAUGCUGUCGUGAUUUUCUUAGCUCGACGAGACGAAUCAGAUCCUAAUACAAGUAGUAAUGGCGUUCGAUAA